This is a messenger RNA of Nomascus leucogenys (northern white-cheeked gibbon), 5832 nucleotides long. RefSeq names its product centrosomal protein 164 (gene CEP164). Gene Ontology annotation, molecular function: protein binding. The record is from RefSeq and is a predicted model, not a curated record. NCBI's taxonomy places the organism in Eukaryota, Metazoa, Chordata, Mammalia, Primates, Hylobatidae. Bases 410 to 4744 code for a protein of 1444 amino acids. The transcript has 32 exons.
GGAAGCGGGGGGAGCGGGUGGAGUGUCGGGUGGCGUUGGGGGGAGUUGCGCCUCUCCCAGAGCCUCGCCCGGAGUCUUCCGGGGUGGGGGAUAGUUGAAGACCUCAUCGAGGGAGGGGUUGGGCGGCGGGGAAGGGAGCGAGCGUGGCGGGGGAUCCGAGGCACGCUCUCGAGCCAACGAGCGUGAUGCGCUCGAGUGUAGGCGGGGACUGAGGGAAGAGUGAAAAACGGACUGCCAGGCGACAGUUCCUCCGUUUGAAAUCUCGCCGGCUCCUGAGCGGGCCACCGGGCCCGGGCUGGGGGUCUGGCGGGAGAAAAAACUUUAUUUGGACUGAGAGCUGGAGAACGAGAAUAGGACCUGAGACAAUAUAUUGGGCUAAGGAGGAGAGGUGUUUGAGCCCAGAUGAGUCAUGGCUGGACAACCCCUCCGCAUAGGAGAUCAGCUGGUUCUGGAAGAAGAUUAUGAUGAGACCUACAUUCCUAGUGAGCAAGAACUUCUUGAAUUUGCCCGGGAGAUUGGUAUUGAUCCCAUCAAGGAACCAGAACUGAUGUGGCUGGCGCGCGAGGGCAUCAUGGCCCCACUGCCUGGAGAGUGGAGACCAUGCCAGGACAUCACAGGUGACAUUUACUAUUUCAACUUCACCAACGGGCAGUCUACGUGGGACCAUCCAUGUGAUGAACACUAUCGGAACUUGGUGAUCCAAGAGCGGGCAAAGCUGUCAACUUCUGGGGCCAUUAAGAAGAAGAAAAAAAAAAAGGAAAAGAAAGACAAGAAGGACAGAGAGACCCCCAAGAGUUCCCUGGCCCUGGGUUCCUCAUUAGCCCCAGUUCAUGUUCCUCUUGGGGGCCUGGCUCCUUUACGAGGUCUUGUGGAUACCCCACCCUCUGCCCUUCGUGGAUCUCAAAGCAUGAACCUGGGGAGCUCAGUGGCGUCUGGACGUCAGCUUGGAGAACUCGUGCUGCCUUCACAGGGUCUCAAGACCUCUGCUUAUACAAAGGGUCUCUUGGGCUCCAUAUAUGAGGACAAGACUGCUCUCAGCCUCUUGGCUUUAGGAGAAGAAACCAAUGAGGAGGAUGAGGAAAGUGACAACCAGGAGUCUCUGAGAACAAGCCAGCCAGAGGAGAAGAAGGAUGUUUCUCUGGAUUCAGAUGCUGCUGGUCCCCCUACUCCCUGCAAGCCCUCCAGCCCAGGUGCAGACAGCAGUCUAAGCAGUGCUGAUGGCAAAAGGCAACAGGGAAGUGGGUCAAGACCUGGGCUUCCAGAAAAAGAGGAAAAUGAGAAGAGUGAACCUAAGAUUUUCGGGAAUCUUGUGACCCCCAAGGCAGACCGUAGGGGCAGUGAGCCUGCCAAAGCCCCUGAAAAGGAAGCACCAGAGGACACAGUAGAUGUAGGAGAGGAGGGUUCCUGGCGGGAAGAGGCAGCCAAGGAGCCAAAGAAGAAGGCUUCUGCUCUGAAAGAGGGCAGUUCAGAUGCCAGCCAAGAACUGGAAAUUAGUGAACACAUGAAGGAACCACAGCUCUCAGACUCCAUAGCUUCUGACCCCAAGUCCUUCCAUGGCCUGGACUUUGGUUUUCGCAGCCGGAUCUUGGAGCACCUGCUGGAUGUUGAUGUGCUUUCCCCAGUCCUGGAUGGAGCUUGUCAGCAGGCCCAGCAACCACUGGGAAUAGACGACAAGGAUGACAGCCAGUCCAGCCAAGAUGAGCUGCAGAGCAAGCAGUCCAAAGGCCUGGAGAGUUCUCUUCCCGCUCCUCAAAUGGAGGGGCCUGACUCUGCUGCUCUGCCUGGCCUGACCAGGUUAUCUCCUCCACUUCCACACGAGGAGCGGGCCCAGAGUCCCCCUCGCAGCCUGGCCACCGAAGAAGAGCCCCCCCAGGGCCCCGAGGGGCAGCCCGAGUGGAAGGAGGCAGAGGAGCUUGGGGAGGACUCUGCAGCCAGCCUCAGCCUGCAGCUGUCCCUCCAGAGGGAGCAGGCCCCAAGCCCACCUGCUGCCCACGAGAAGGGCAAGGAGCAGCAUUCCCAGGCCGAGGAGCUGGGCCCUGGUCAGGAAGAGGCAGAGGAGCCUGAGGAGAAGGUGGCGGUCAGCCCCACCCCGCCAGUCUCUCCAGAGGUGCGAUCCACAGAGCCUGUGGCUCCCCCAAAACAGCUCUCAGAGGCUGCACUAAAGGCCAUGGAAGAGGCAGUGGCCCAAGUACCCGAGCAUGACCAGAGGCACCUGCUGGAAUCGAAGCAAGAGAAGAUGCAGCAACUGCAGGAGAAGCUGUGCCAAGAGGAGGAAGAGGAGAUCCUCCGGCUUCACCAGCAGAAAGAGCAAUCUCUCAGCUCCCUGAGGGAGCGGCUGCAGAAAGCCAUUGAGGAGGAGGAGGCCCGGAUGAGAGAGGAGGAAAGCCAGAGGCUAUCCUGGCUCCGAGCUCAGGUCCAGUCCAGCACACAAGCAGAUGAGGACCAAAUCAGGGCUGAGCAAGAGGCUUCCCUGAAGAAACUGAGAGAAGAGUUGGAGUCUCAACAGAAGGCUGAGAGGGCCAGCUUGGAACAGAAAAAUAGGCAAAUGCUGGAGCAGCUCAAGGAAGAGAUAGAGGCUUCGGAGAAGAGCGAGCAGGCUGCCCUGAAUGCUGCAAAGGAGAAGGCUCUGCAGCAGCUGAGGGAGCAGCUGGAAGGGGAGAGGAAAGAAGCUGUGGCAAUGCUGGAGAAGGAGCACAGUGCUGAGCUGGAGCGGCUCUGCUCCUCGUUAGAGGCCAAGCACCGGGAGGUGGUCUCCAGCCUCCAGAAGAAGAUAGAGGAAGCUCAACAGAAAGAGGAGGCCCAGCUGCAGAAGUGCCUUGGGCAAGUGGAGCACAGAGUUCACCAGAAGGCUUAUCACGUGGCUGAGUAUGAGCACGAGCUCAGCAGUCUCCUGCGAGAGAAGCGCCAGGAAGUGGAAGGGGAGCAUGAGAGGAGGUUGGACAAGAUGAAGGAGGAGCACCAGCAAGUGAUGGCUAAGGCCAGAGAGCAGUAUGAAGCUGAGGAGAGGAAGCAGCGGGCUGAGCUUCUGGGGCACCUGACUGGAGAGCUGGAGCGCCUGCAGAGGGCCCAUGAACGAGAACUGGAGACUGUGAGGCAGGAGCAACACAAGCGUCUUGAGGACUUGCGGCGCCGGCACAGGGAGCAGGAAAGGAAGCUCCAGGAUUUAGAGUUGGACCUUGAAACCAGAGCUAAAGAUGUCAAGGCCAGAUUGGCUCUGCUGGAGGUCCAGGAGGAGACCGCCCGGAGGGAGAAGCAGCAGCUGCUUGAUGUGCAGAGGCAGGUUGCUCUGAAGAGUGAGGAAGCCACAGCCACCCAUCAGCAGCUGGAGGAGGCACAGAAGGAGCACACCCACCUGUUGCAGUCAAACCAGCAGCUCCAAGAAAUUAAUGAUGAGCUGCAGGCCCGCAAGCUGAAGCUGGAGUCCCAAGUGGAUCUGCUGCAGGCUCAGAGCCAGCAACUGCAGAAAAACAUCAGCAGCCUGGAGGCUGAAGCUCAAAAGAAGCAGCACCUGUUGAGAGAAGUGACAGUUGAGGAAAAUAAUGCUUCCCCACAUUUUGAGCCAGAUCUCCACAUUGAGGACCUGAGGAAAUCCCUUGGGACAAACCAGACCAAAGAGGUGUCUUCUUCUCUCUCCCAGAGCAAGGAAGACUUAUACUUGGACAGCCUGUCCUCCCACAAUGUCUGGCACCUCCUCUCUGCUGAGGGGGUAGCCCUCCGUAGUGCCAAGGAGUUCCUUGUGCGGCAGACACACUCCAUGCGGAGGCGGCAGACAGCUCUGAAAGCUGCCCAGCAGCACUGGCGCCAUGAGCUGGCCAGUGCACAGGAGGAGGCCAAAGACCCACCAGGCAUCAAGGCCCUGGAAGAUAGGCGCAAGAACCUGGAGAAGGAGACCAGGCACCUGGAUGAGAUGAAGUCGGCCAUGCGGAAAGGCCACAACCUGCUGAAGAAGAAAGAGGAGAAGCUGAAUCAGCUGGAGUCCUCUCUUUGGGAAGAGGCCUCAGAUGAGGGCACUCUGGGAGGAUCCCCCACCAAGAAGGCGGUGACCUUCGACCUUAGUGACAUGGACAGCCUGAGCAGUGAAAGUUCCGAAUCUUGUUCCCUGCCUCGCUUCAACUCAACCCUGAGUCUCACCUCCCGCAAGAUCCAUGGGAUGAGCCACUCCCUCCGGCAGAUCAGCAGCCAGCUGAGCAGCGUCCUCAGCAUCCUGGACAGCCUCAACCCUCCGUCGCCGCCGCCGCUUCUCGCCUCCACGCCAGCCCAGCUCCCUCCCCGGGACCCUAAGAGCACCCCCACCCCCACGUACUAUGGCUCCCUGGCCAGGUUCUCAGCCUUAUCAUCUGCUACACCCACGUCCACCCAAUGGGCCUGGGAUUCAGGGCGGGGGCCCAGGCUCCCCUCCUCUGUGGCUCAAACGGUGGACGACUUCCUGCUGGAGAAGUGGCGCAAGUAUUUUCCAUCUGGCAUCCCGCUGCUCAGCAACAGCCCUGCCCCACUGGAGAGCAGGCUGGGUUACGUGUCUGCCAGUGAGCAGCUCCGGGUCCUACAGCACUCCCAUUCCCAAGUCCCUGAGGCGGGCAGCACCACCUUUCAGGGCAUAAUUGAGGCCAACCGGAGGUGGCUGGAACGUGUCAAGAACGACCCCAGGUUACCUGUCUUCUCUUCAGCACCCAAGCCAAAAGCUACUUUGAGCCUCCUGCAGCUGGGCCUUGAUGAGCACAACAGAGUGAAGGUGUAUCGCUUCUGAGGCCCUGAGCAGGGACUUGGGGCAGCCCAGCCUCUCCUCCACCCAGACCAAGUGCCUGAGGAGCCACCUGCCUUCUUCCAUCUGAGAAAGCACCCUCCUUCCCCCUUUGACUUGCAUGAGCCACCAGGGACCAGGGGGUUGAGUGGAACAGUAAAGCCACACAUUCUGUGACUACAUAACCUAUCUCGGGCUAAAAUGUGUGGACUUGUACGAGCUCUUGUCAUUGACAUGGCAAGCUGGUGGUGUGUGGUGGCUGUGGGGUAUCAGGGCCGGGAGCUCUUUGGGAGGAAGGGAGGUGUUAGAGGAGCUGCCUUCGGAGGCUCAGGGAGUCCCUUUGGAGCUGGUUGUUUCCUUGGCUGCAGCGCACUGCUCGGGGCUCCCAAGGAGGUUGUGCGUAUGGUUCUUAGUUCAUCGGGACAAAGACCCCCAGCAUGUGUGUACCCUGGGACCCGGUUUCUCUGGGCUCACAUCUAUCUACAAUACCUCAGCCUCAGAUCAGACCCUUUCUUUUUUGUCUUUCUUUUCUUAAUUUUUAAAUGCCUCUUUUCUUGAGCAUUCCGUCUCUCUUUUUGACUCUCUCAGGAUUGGGCUCAGCUGUCCAGAGCCCUGCCGGAGGGUGCUGGGGCCUGUCCCUCUGGAGGCACUGUGUUUUCCUCGGGGGCUGUCCUCAGGAGUACCCCUCCUGCUCCCUGGGGCUCCUCAGGGAGCCAUUUCAGCUGGAGUCUCAGGUCUCAAACACAGCUUCUCUGGGAGGCCAAAAAAAGACUGGGAUGGCUUCUGGUCCUCAUGAUGGUUUUUAUCCUCCUGGGAGACGUUGGGUAUAUUCAUGGGCAUUGUUUCCAUCUGUCUUUUCUACCUGUGCCACCCCUGCCCUGAUUCCGCGGCUGCCUCAGGCAGGCAGGCAAGGGGCUAGGCCGGUGCCCGGCCCUGGCAGCAAGGGAUCUUGUGCAGUUGGAGAUGCUGCCGUUGUGGCAGAGCAUCGUGCAGCCCUGCUUCCAUCAGCGGGCUCUGGGGUGGGGGCUUUGCAGGGGAUGCUCUCUGAUGUUUGUUCCGUUGUUUAAAUAAAAUGCACUUAUUUUUGUUUUUUU